AUCAAGUAUGGUGGCAUUUAUGUUAGAAUCAAAAUAAUAAUUAUCCAAAUCAGUGAUUUUAUCGCAAUGUUGUAUAUUAAAUGUCUUGAGGUCUUAUUGCUAAGUAUUAUAUCGUUUAUUUUCAUGUAUAUCAUACUAUAUAUCAUACUAUAAUAGUAAAAUAUGAUUUAAAGUUGAAAUUUAUAAUUACAGGCACUUACAUCUACAGGAUUGAGGGAAAAUGAUCCGCGUCUGGCAGAAUGUUUUCAAGGGUUGUCUCGGUAUCAAUCGUCCGGGAGAUUUCAGGACGGUGAUAUGUCUAAGUUCGGUCCAACCAUAGAUCGUGAAACUUUUAAACAAUGUAUAGCAAAGAAUAUAUCCCUGAUCUCAACUGCGUUUAGGAAUGAGUUUAUCAUACCAGAUUUCAGCCAGUUUUGCAGUGAUAUAGAUGAACUAUACUGGCACUGUAGAGAAAACAUUAGUGGAAAUGUAGCAACGUAUAUACCUCAGCUAGCUAGAUAUAGUCCUAACUUCUGGGGAGUGGCGGCGUGUAGCGUAGAUGGACAGAGAUAUUCUGUAGGUGACACAAAUGUACCAUUCUGCUUACAAUCAGUAUCAAAACCUUUGACCUAUGCCAUGGUGUUAGAUGACCUUUCACCAGAGGUCAUCCAUGAAUAUGUAGGUCAUGAACCCAGUGGCGUAGCUUUCAACACUAUCAACUUAGACUAUAGAGACAAACCACACAAUCCUAUGAUAAAUGCGGGGGCUAUUGUUGUAUGUAGUUUAUUAAAACAGACAUACAAUCUUGCUGACAGGUUUGACUAUGUUACUCAAGUUUUAAAGAGAUUAACUGGUGGGGAAUAUUUGUCUUUCAAUAAUUCAGUAUUCCUGUCUGAAAGGGAGACUGCUGACAGAAACUUUGCUCUUGGUUAUUACAUGAGAGAGAAAAAGUGUUUUCCAGAAGGCACAAAUCUCAUGGAAGUUAUGGACUUUUACUUUCAAUUGUGUUCCCUGGAGAUAACAUGUGAGUCAGGUGCAGUUAUGGCAGCUACUCUAGCUAAUGGAGGAAUAUGUCCUAUCACAGGUGAUAAAGUAUUUUCUUCUUCCUCCAUGAGGGAUACAAUGUCGUUGAUGCUUACAUGUGGCAUGUAUGAUUACUCUGGUGAAUUUGCUUUCAAGGUUGGGCUUCCAGGAAAGUCGGGUGUGUCUGGUGGUAUAAUGCUGGUGGUUCCCAACAAGAUGGGCUUCUUUGUCUGGAGCCCGGCUCUUGAUAAAUGGGGGAACAGUGUUAGAGGCGUACAAUUUGCUAAGGAUUUGGUUAGCAAAUUCAACUUUCAUCACUAUGACAACCUGAAAUUUACGCAGAAGAAAGUAGAUCCUUGCCUGAAGAAGAUAGAAUCUCGCGCUACAGAGGUUGUAAAUUUGCUAUUUAGUGCUUACAAUAGUGACGUAUCAGCACUAAGGAGAUAUGCUCUGAGUGACUUAGAUAUGGAUCAGGCAGAUUAUGAUGGAAGGACAGCUUUACAUAUAGGGGCAGCUGAAGGUCAUGAGAAUGUUGUACGUUUCCUCAUAGACAAGUGUAAAUGUAAUCCCUUUGUAAUAGACAGAUGGGGUUUUACUCCAGUGGCUGAUGCUAAACGGUUUGGCCAUAACAAGGUUGUUGCAAUCCUCGAACACGCUAUGGAGAAUUAUAAUGCUGAUGAUAAGAUUGAUAGAAGGUUUCAAGCCAUAGACAGUACAAAGUACGGAGAAAUCACGUUUAAACGGGACGACACGUACACAGGUGACAGUACGAUGAAAUUUGAUAAAAACAAAUACGUUGACGACGGUGAUGUUAUAUAUAACAUUGAUUGCGCCCAUGCAGAAUUACAACCUCAUGUCCUUGUUGAGGAUAAUGAAAACACCGGUGAUGAAGUGAGAUGGGCUGAGGCAAGCUUCGAAGAAGAAAAAUUGGCACAAUUUGAUCCUGAUAACAAUGAAAAGAUAAUUGUUGAAAAGGAUGAAAGUCACGAUCCUAAUAAAGAUAAGACUGGUGAUUCAGGUAGUGAAAGUAAAGAUGGUGGAAAUGAUUUUGGGAAAGUGUUGUAAAGCAAUAUCAUGAUUCAUAAAAAUAGUAUGAUUUUCAGAGUGAACUGGAUUUUACUAGUAUAUAGAAGCUGUUAUAUGCUCUACUAGUGAGCCAUUGUUCGAACCCACGGGUACUGAUUUUCGCUUAACUACAUUCAAAUGAAGUGUAUACGUAACAAGUACACAUGGGUUACCAAGGUUGCUAGUGAGCAAAAUCAUGCAAAGCCUAUCCUGCCCGGUGUCUGUGUUAUGUCCACAUAAUUUAUAUAUGCAUAAUCUAUGAUGCAAACUGUUUUAUGUUUAAAUUUUAAUUACUAGUAUAUGUUUGUCAUUUUAUGUAAAAUUGUUGGACGUUUGAGUUUUUCAUGAUAUUCGUAAAGCAAUUGCUGCUGUAUAAAUGAUUUUUAUCUCAGUUUAGUCUUUCAUUUCGCUAAGUUAAUCAUGCUGUCCCCUCUAUCAGCAGUUUGUAUAAGAAUCCCUUACAAUAGGAAAUAAAAUAUUGUGAUGCCAAUGCACAGCGCUGAAGUAAUUGUAUAUUUAUUAUCUUGUUAUACAUGUAUCUCUUAUAACAAGGACAAAGGACAGUGAAUCUCCAUGUAUGUUGAUGUUAAUUAAAGGCAUGUUAUGCCCCACAAUUGCUUUUUUUGUAUUUAAAAAAAACAAAAAAAACUUUUAUUUGUGGUGACUUGUUGUAGAUUACAAAAGGUUACUUGUACUUAUUGGCCAACUACCUGAACCAUUUUAUGCUUUUGUUGCUUUUUUAGCAUUUAGUUUUCUUAUAUUGUUUUUACUAUUUUGUAUGGACAUCAAAAUAUUGUAUGACCAAUUAUUUCACAGUAAGUAAUACUUUCUUCAAGUGAUAGGUGUCUAUUAUGCUUAAAAAGCAUUAUUUAGACGUUAUAAAAUUCAAAUUUGCCCUUUUCUAAAGAAGGACAAAUUUUUGCAUUUCUGAGAAAAAUCGUUGACUCACAAAUAUAUAUAUAAAUUAUAUAUCAUGUAUAUGACAAUCAUUUUAUAUCUUUUGCAUGGAUAUGAUGAAGAAUGUACAUUGCUUUUUUAAAGGAACUCCACUGAUGUCAAAAAGCCUACAAACAUUAAACAUGAAUUUCUUAAACAGGUCAGCUGGGAUAUUCAAUAACAGGAAGAUAUUCAAAAGAUAAUUUAAAAAUAUACUCAGAAAUAAAAUGAAUACUGUAUUUUGGUGCUAUUCUUAGCCCGAUUUGAGUGAAAUGUGUUGCAAUGGUUUACUAUUUUGAGACAUUUUUCACCAGUAGAAUGAUUAUUCUGGAAAAACGGAGUGAGCCAAUGAUAUGAAAUUUUGCACACAAGUUAUUGGUCAAUAAUCAAAUGGAACAUUAAUUUUGAGAAAAUAUGUCCAGUCCCGUCAUGUAAAAAAACCUGAGUGGUGUCCCUUUAACACUUACCCUUAACAAGUGUGAUGAAUUUGCCCUGAAACAGUUCAUUUUAAGUUCAAAGAAUUUGAAUAUUAUGGUAAAAAAAUGGUGACCUGACUCUAUACAGGCAGUAUAGGCUUAUCAGUAGGUCACAGGGUUUAAUAUAUUUUUGUUUCACUCUUUGUAUAUCCAUAGACUGGCUGUUGCCACCAAUGUACAAUCAUGCCAGUUGCAACAUAUCGUAAAGUGUCAGUUUCAAAUUUUCUUAGAAAGUUAGAAUUAUUGAAGUCCUUUACUGAGUUACCUGAAUAGAUUUACAGUGUCAAUACCUACAGAUUGUUGCUUAAAGUAUAAAUUUUAGCUUGACAUCAUAAUUGAUUUUUUUUCAUAAUAAGGUCUACUUUUACUGUGUCCAUUACUUUAUAAGUCGGGCAUACUGUCUCCUCUGACAGCUCUUGUUUUUUUUUUGUGAUGUGAAUCCCACUUAUUACAUUUGUUACAUUACAUUUAUUUUGCUUUAAUAUUUUUGUAGAAUUUUGUAUGGGAAAAUGCAUCAGAAACCUCAAUUUUUGUAUGUAGAUUUUUUAAAACAAGUAGAAUUUUUAACACCCUAUCUUGCUUGUUCUUAAAUCUGAAAUUAUGCGGACAAUUUGAAGACACUUGUAUUUAUAAAACGCACCAGAAGUCUACAUUUAACAUGCAGAUGUUUUUUCCUAAGGAAGAACUAACAGACCUCACUUGAGGAGGAGGGGAGAGUGUUCAAUGGUUAUUUCAAAUUUGAGCACUCCUAUCAAAAAAUUACUUGAUCUAAGACUUCAUUUUAAGAGAAAUUAUACUGCAAUGUUUGUUAGUUUUGAAAGGAUACAGAUCUGAUGCCAUUCCUUUGUUUCAUAUUAUGUUUAGACAUUUUAUUCUUUUCUAAUCUUUUUAUAUCAUUUUGUGCUUAGAAGAUAUUUUGUUAUUUUAAUUAUAUUUUACAUCUUUAAUUAUAUUUUACAUCUGUGAUGUUUUUUGCUUUUUUAAAUGUGUUUAUUUUUUAUGCCCCCGAAGGGUGGCAUAUUAAAAUUGAACCAUCCGUCUCUCAAUCCGUCCGUCCUGUUUUAUACAUAUAGACAGUGGUGAUCGUGUCCCUUUUGAAACUUCAGUAUGCAUGAAAGGAUUUUAAUUUUUCUUUCAUAUAUAUAUAUAAUAACCAUAGAUGUAUGGUGUGUCACAAACAAGACUCGGGUUUCUACCACUAAGGUCAAGGUCACUGUGGAGGUUCAAACUUUGUCAUUUUUUAUAUUAUAUAAAUAUAGAUGGUGGUGGUCUUGUCCGCUCUGAAAAUUAAGUGUGCAUGAAAGGAUUUUAAUUUUUCUUUCAUAUAUGAAAUAACCAUAGAUGUAGGGUGUGUUGCGAACAAGACUCGGGUUCCUACAACUAAGGUCAAGGUCAUUGUGGAGGUUCAAACUUUGUCAUUUUUAUAUUAUAUAAAUAUAGAUUGCAGGGAUCGUGUCCGCUCUGAAACUUCAGUAUGCAUAUGAAUAACCAUAGAUGUAUGGUGUGUUGCAAACAAGACUGGGGUUUUUACGACUAAGGUCAAGGUCACUCUGGGCAUUCAAAUUUAUAAGGUGGUGGUUGUGUCCGCUCAGAAACUUCAGUAUGCAUGAAAGGAUUUUAAUUUUCUUUUACAUUUAAAAUAACCAUAGAUAUAUGGUGUGUUGCGAACAAGACUCAGGUUUCUACGAGUUAGGUCAAGGUCACUGUGGGUGUUCAAACUUUGUCAUUUUUUAUGUUAUAAAAAAUAGAAGGUGGUGGUUGUGUCUGCUCUGAAACUUCGGUAUUCAUGUAAGGAUUGUAAUUUUUCUUUCAUAUAUAAAUUUACCAUAUAUGUAUGGUGUGUCGCGAAUAAGACUCGAGGUUUCUACGACUAAGGUCAAGGUCACUUUGGGGCUCAAACUUUGUAAAUUUUGAUGUUAAUAUAAAUAUAGGCAGAGAUGGUCGUGUCUGCUCUGAAACUAAUAUGCAUGAAAGGAUUAUAUUUUAUUUCACAUAUGAAAUUAUCAUAAAUGUAUGAUGUGUUGCCCUUAAGACCAUUGUUCCUACGCCUUAGUUUAAGGUCACUGCUGGGGUUUAAACUUUUUUAAUAUUUAUGUUAUAUACAUAUAAAUGGUGGUUGUUGUGUCCACUCUGUAACUUCCAUAUACAUGAAAGUUUCAAUUUUUAUUUAAAAAUAUAAAGUCACCAUAGAUGGACAAUGUGUUGUGAACAAGACUCAGGUUUCUUUGUCUAACUUAAAGGUCACUGGGGUUCGAACUUUGUCAAUAUUUACUAUCACACUUAACGUGUAUUAGGUGGGUUAUAACUAGAAUCCUUCGGGGGCAUUUGUCAUGUUCUGUGACAGCUCUUGUUGCUAUUAUUAUAGAAAAGAUUUGCACCAUAAAUUUUAUUUAAAUAUUUUGUUACAUUUUGAUAUUUGUUUAGGUUACUUGUUUGGUAGUUUAACUACGUUAAAACAUAUACAUUAUGCUAUAUACAUGUAUUUAUCAUAUGAUUGCCAGGUAAUACAUGUUUUAUCAUAUGAUUGCCACGUAAUACAUGUUUUUUUCACAUGUUUGCCACGUAAUACAUUAAAUUGUAUAGCAAUGACACAUUAUUUUUAUUAUAUUUUUCUUCAUUUAUUGCGUGUAUAACAUGCAUGAAUACAAACCAAUAGUAACUGGCGAGUAGCCAAUAAUGGUUGAAUAUGCAUUUGAAUUUAACAAGGUAUAUAAUGUAAAGAGUAUAGAAAUAUCAUGACUUGUUACAUGUACUACAUGUACUUCUUUGUAUUUUUGCUAUCAUACAUUUUACAAGAAGAGAUUACACUCAUCAGAUCCUGUCAUAGUCAAGUUUCUUCUUAAAUAACCCUAUCCCAUCAGUCACCAAUGAAAUUGUUAUAAAACUCGCUUUAAAUAACAAUUUCUUAAACCUGUUUAGUAGAUUUUCAUAUUGAAUGAAAGGAAUUUGACAUAUGUAUGACAUAACUAAAGCUUUUUAAGUAAAUUGUUGCCAAACAAUACCUCCAUAUGAAUAGACGGGAAAUAAUGCAUGAAAAGUGACCUUGACAAUGUUGGCAUUAUCUUAAUUGCUAACAAAAUAACAAAAUGAUAUGUGCUAACUUUAGAUGUAACUGUAAUAUUUCAAGGGUUUGUUGCAAAAGAGUUGUAUCUCUUGUAAUUUAAAGAAGAAGUUACUGUAGUAAUCAUUUUGCACCAAGGUCUUGAUUUGUAGAACCCCAAAGGUUUUGUUUUAUUUCACCUUGACAUCUACGAUGCAUAUA
Ruditapes philippinarum (Manila clam) is the source of this 6741-nucleotide messenger RNA. RefSeq names its product glutaminase kidney isoform, mitochondrial-like. The record is from RefSeq and is a predicted model, not a curated record. Gene Ontology annotation, biological process: L-glutamine catabolic process. Bases 295 to 2067 code for a protein of 590 amino acids. Lineage: Eukaryota; Metazoa; Mollusca; Bivalvia; Venerida; Veneridae. The transcript has 13 exons. Gene Ontology annotation, molecular function: protein binding; glutaminase activity.